GUUAUUUCUUAUGGAACUGAAACAUUCGUUUGAGAAGUUGUAAAAUCAUACUAACCAUACAAAUAUGAAGGUGAAACUUGUUUCAAUGCAUGAGCUUUACAAAGGGCUUUAGAUUGGGUGUUAGCACUUACAUGGGUCUUGGAUCAUGUUCUCGGAUAUAUGCCAACCGUGUUUAUCUAGUUUCAGUGACCAGUUAUCGCAUUACAACGACCAUCCCAUUUCACCCUCGUUGUGGCCAAUCAUGUUCCUUAUUUCAUUCUACCAUAUCCAAUGGUCCACCACCGCCGGGUACCCUUCAUGCCCUCUCCGUCAAGAAUGGCUCUCUUCAAACUAUGAACUUGGCUAGCCAUCUUUUGACUCUGUAUGUCAAAUCCUACAACAUGGGUCAUGCCCAGAAGCUGUUUGAUGAAAUUCCACUCAAAAACACUCACAUAUGGACCAUCCUUAUAUCAGGUUUUGUCAGAGCCGGCUCUUCAGAAAUGGUUUUUAACCUUUUCAGAGAAAUGCAGGCAAAGGGUGCUUGUCCAAACCAAUACACCUUGUCCAGUGUCUUCAAGUGUUGUUCGUUUGACAACAAUCUUCAAUUCGGCAAGGGAGUUCACGCAUGGAUGCUCAGGCAUGGGGUUGAUGUAGAUGUCGUGCUGGGGAACUCUGCUCUUGAUGUUUACUUGAAAUGCAAUGCUUUUCAAUAUGCGGAAAGGUUGUUUGAGUUGAUGGAUGAAAGGGAUGUCGUGUCAUGGAAUAUAAUGAUCGGUGCGUAUCUGCGUGUUGGAGAUGUGGAGAAGUCUCUUGACAUGUUCAGGAACUUUCCUUGUAAGGAUGUUGUGAGUUGGAAUACGAUCGUGGAUGGGUUGAUGCAAUGUGGUUAUGAACGACGGGCAUUGGAACAACUCCAUUGUAUGGUGGGAUAUGGGACCGAGUUUUCUGAUGUCACUUUCUCCAUAGCUCUUAUUUUGGCUUCCUCUUUAUCACUUGUGGAGCUUGGGAGACAACUCCAUGGGAUGGUCCUUAAACGUGGAUUUCAUACUGAUGGUUUUACGAAGAGUUCACUUAUAGAAAUGUAUUGUAAGUGUGGGAGAAUAGAUAAGGCAUCUAUAAUUCUCAGAGAUGUUCCUCUGGACUUCCGGAGAAAAGGGAAUGUUGGAGUUACUAGCAAAGAAACAAAGGCAGGAAUAGUUUCAUGGGGUUCAAUGGUUUCUGGUUAUGUUUGGAAUGGGAAGUAUGAAGAUGGUUUGAAAGCUUUCAGGUCAAUGGUUCGUGAACUGGUUGUAGUGGAUAUUCGAACAGUUACAACUGUUAUUUCUGCUUGUGCUAAUGUUGGGAUUUUGGAUUUUGGAAGGCAUAUACAUGCUUACUUUCAGAAAAUAGGGCAUAGAGUAGAUGCUUAUGUUGGCUCUUCAUUAAUUGAUAUGUAUUCUAAGUGUGGUAGCUUGGACGAUGCAUGGAUGAUUUUCAGACAAAUCAAUGAACCAAACAUUAUCUUGUGGACUUCAAUGAUAUCUGGCUGUUCGCUACAGGGUCAAGGAAGGCAGGCAAUUAGUCUUUUUGAAGAACUGUUGAAUCAGGGUAUUAGGCCAAAUGAGGUUACUUUUGUAGGGGUUUUAAAUGCAUGCAGCCAUGCUGGGCUGCUUGACGAAGGUUGUAGAUAUUAUAGGAUGAUGAAAGAUGCUUAUUGCAUCCAUCCUGGAGUUGAACACUGCACUUCUAUGGUUGAUCUUUAUGGUCGAGCAGGUUGCUUAACAGAGACAAAGAACUUCAUUUUUGAAAAUGGUCUCUCUCACUUGACUUCUGUCUGGAAAUCAUUUCUAUCAUCUUGCCGACUUCAUAAAAAUGUUAAAAUGGGAAAGUGGGUUUCUGAUAUGCUGCUUCGAGUUGCACCAUCUGAUCCAGGAGCGUACGUUUUGCUAUCAAAUAUGUGUGCUUCUAACCAUAGCUGGGACGAGGCUGCUAGGGUAAGGAGUUUAAUGCAUCAAAGAGGAGUCAAGAAGCAGCCUGGUCAAUCUUGGAUUCAACUAAAGGAUCAAAUCCACACUUUUGUCAUGGGAGAUAGGUCUCACCAUCAACACAAGGAGAUAUACUCAUAUCUGGACCCUUUGAUCGGAAGGUUGAAGGAAAUUGGGUAUUCCCCUGAUGCCAAACUGGUCAUGCAGGAUGUAGAAGAAGAGCAAGGAGAAGUACUUGUUAGUCAUCACAGUGAAAAACUUGCAGUAGUCUUUGGCAUCAUUAACACUGCCAAUAGGCUCCCGAUUCGAAUUAUAAAAAACCUCCGCAUUUGUACAGAUUGCCAUAACUUCAUUAAAUGUGUUUCUCAGCUUCUAGAUCGUGAAAUAAUUGUAAGAGAUAUUCAUAGGUUCCAUCAUUUUAAGCAUGGUAGUUGCUCUUGUGAAGAUUAUUGGUGACAUAGGUAAAACACAAUUACUAUUAUUAAGUAUACGAUAUAGUCUUCA
This is a messenger RNA of Vigna angularis (adzuki bean), 2447 nucleotides long. RefSeq names its product putative pentatricopeptide repeat-containing protein At3g23330. The record is from RefSeq and is a predicted model, not a curated record. Gene Ontology annotation, biological process: RNA modification. Gene Ontology annotation, molecular function: RNA binding; zinc ion binding; protein binding. The coding region runs from base 90 to 2399 and encodes 769 amino acids. NCBI's taxonomy places the organism in Eukaryota, Viridiplantae, Streptophyta, Magnoliopsida, Fabales, Fabaceae. The transcript has a single exon.